UUUUUCUUUUUUUUUUUUUUUGUGAUGAAUUUUGGGUUAUUGGUGUUCAGGUUUCAAGUAUUUUAUUUAGGUGUGAAAACUUUGAUAGAAUCUGGGCAUGAACAGGUCUAUGAUGCUGUUGAGAAGCCUCUGCUUUUUGCUCAAACUGCUGCCUUUUUGGAGAUACUUCAUAGUCUAGUAGGUUUGGUAAGAUCUCCAAUAUCAGCAACUCUGCCACAGAUAAGUUCAAGAUUAUAUGUAACCUGGGGAAUUUUGUGGAGUUUCCCCGAGGUCCGUACUCAUAUACUUGUUAGUUCCCUAGCGAUUAGCUGGUGUAUAACAGAGAUUAUUCGAUAUUCAUUUUUUGGUACAAAGGAGGCAUUCGGUUCUGCUCCUUCCCGGCUCUUGUGGCUAAGGUAUAGUACCUUCUUGUUGUUGUACCCUACUGGCAUCACAAGUGAAGUUGGUUUAAUAUAUAAUGCCCUGCCUUACAUGAAGGAAUCUGAAAAGUAUGCUGUUAGGAUGCCGAACAGAUGGAAUUUCUCUUUCAAUUACUACUAUGCAGCACUUGUUUGCCUUGCCAUCUAUGUCCCAGGAAAGAACCUUAUCAUUCUCUUACUAAAAGCAUCUGCUUUUAUGGCUCGCAUAUGUCGCUCUGUCUCUUUAUUCGUCGAGUUUACUACAUUUCUUUACAAAUUUUUUUAUUAAAAGCUGUGAAUUGAAAUGAUGUUGCAAAAUGCAGGGUGUCCUCACCUGUACAGAUACAUGCUUGGGCAGAGAAAGAAAGCACUCUCUAAAACAAAAAAGGAAUAGGCUUUAUUUUUAUGUCUAAAUUCAGCUUCUUGGAAUUCUAUUUGGGCAGAAAUGAUGUAAUUUUUGAUUUUUUUCUGAUCCAUUGGAAACUUUUCACCUAUUUUUUCUGA
Messenger RNA from Nicotiana tabacum (common tobacco), 902 nucleotides. The record is from RefSeq and is a predicted model, not a curated record. Lineage: Eukaryota; Viridiplantae; Streptophyta; Magnoliopsida; Solanales; Solanaceae.